Molecule: messenger RNA, 4263 nt
Organism: Sipha flava (yellow sugarcane aphid)
Lineage: Eukaryota; Metazoa; Arthropoda; Insecta; Hemiptera; Aphididae
Gene: nwk
Product: F-BAR and double SH3 domains protein 2
Exons: 19
Coding region: 830-3769 (979 amino acids)
Biological process (GO): regulation of actin filament polymerization; neuromuscular synaptic transmission
Cellular component (GO): recycling endosome; neuromuscular junction
Molecular function (GO): protein binding
Source: RefSeq, a predicted model, not a curated record
AUUAUUAUUAUACACUCGGUAGUUUCGUCGUUUCGUCAUCGUUGCCGCCGUGUUAUUGUAAUUACGGCCGUUGCGACUGUUUUCUCUCGAUUUUUCCCGUUUUCUUAACAUUCCAAUCGCUUACGAAUUCGGGUGCGAAUACACCCGCAUCGUGACGGUCGUUCGUGUUUUCUCCGAGGGCGCGAGGGGUUGGGAGAUUUGCCCGUUUCGUUUUUUGGUAAAUAACGUGACGGUCCGUGGUGGCGGUAGGGUGAAUACGUGCCGUGCGCAGUGAACGCUCACGAAAAGAGCUCGUCGGCCAAGCAGUGUGGGCAACGCGCGCGCGCUCGUGUCUCGCCGCCACUUUGGGCUGCACCGUUGCGUUCCUUCGUCGACAACACCAUCGCGCUAAUGUACACUAUGCGCCGUCCGCGACUGGUUAUUUGCGGACGCAAGGUUUAAAUGUAAUAACAACAAUAAUAACAGUGGUUAAAUUCAAUCAAUUUAAAAAUACGCAAACUGAUAGGUAUAGAAUCCCGCGGAAAAAAAGGUUCCUAGUGAAAAACGAAGACGAUACGAGGAAGGAAGAAAAAAACGCGUACGAAGAGGGUCGUGCGCCAGUCGUCGUCGUCGUCGUCGUCGUCGGGGUGGCGUUGCACGCGCCGUAUUCAUUCCACUUGGAGAGAAUACAGCGAUAAUAAAAGCAAUAAUAAUAAUAAUAAUAGUAUUUAAAAAUCGGUGCAUAAAUUAUACCAUUCCGAGUUAUUCGUGUUAUCGUCUCCUUGGUGUGGCCGUUCUGCUACAGUAGCAGCCGUUGAAGCCGUUAUCGUUUGUGUCUGUUGGCUGCGAGAUGCAACCACCUCCCAGAAAGGGGAAUUAUGUCAAGUUUUUAAAAAAUCUUCACUCAGAACAAAUUGCAAAAUUACUUUUAAAAAAUCAAAAUGAAUGUGACUUAUUGGAAGAUAUAAGGAGUUUUCUAAUAAAAAAAUCUGCUAUAGAGAAAUCAUACUCCGAUGCAUUACUCAAAAUAUCUGUUGCUUUUUUGAAUAAAAAAAUCGCUAAUAUACCAGACAUUAAGACUGAAGGCAGUGAAGAAAAAUGGAAUAUGUGGAAUGUUUGGCGAACCGUGCUAGAAGAAAACGAAACUGCUGCAAAGGCACGUUUAGAAGCUAUCGAAGUAUUACAAAACCAAAUAAACGAUGAAGCAAAAGUUCUCCGGGCGCAUAAACUUCAGAUUGCAAAAAAAUGCACAGAUCAUUUAGCACUGGUACAAAAAGAGCUUCAAUCUUCCGUCCAAGAUGUAGAUAAAACGAAAAAGUUUUAUUUCGACGAAGAACAAAGUGCCCAUGAAGUGAGAGACAAGGCUAAAGACAUAGAAGAAAAAUUAAAGAAAAAAAAAGGUUCAUUCUUCCAAUCAAUCACGUCUUUACAAAAAAACAGUGUGAAGGUAUCUUCCAGAAGGGAGGUUUUGGAAGAGAAAUCUUCGGGAGCCAGGAAUGAUUAUUUAUUAAGUCUUGCAGCCGCUAACGCUCAUCAAACACGUUAUUUUUUGGUUGACCUUCAAAAUGUAAUGAAUACUAUGGAGCAUAAUGUUUAUGAGAAAGUACAAGAAUAUUUGGCGUUACUAAGUAAAAUUGAGCUUCUUACAUGUACUGUCGUUCAUAAUUCAUUUAAAAAAGUCAGACACCAAGCACAGCAAUUAAGUCGAGAAUAUAACAUGCAAUGUGUGUACCUUUUCUACCCUGUAUUAAAACAACAUGUUCAAUACCAGUUUGAACCUUGUGAUGGUGAUAGUAUAGAUCACAUAACAGCAGAUCACGGAGGAGUAGUAACUAUACUUAGUCAAGAAGCAAAAAGAUGGGCUACACGAAUAAUUAGAGAAACGAAUAAUAUCAAAGAAAAUACUAGAAAACUUCAAGUCUUCCAAGCUCUCAGGGAAUCUGGUCAAAAGAACGAUCCUAAUGAUCCAAAUGGUCCUGAUUUGGAAACAAAAAUAGAUUCUCUGAAAAAUAGCAUUCGAAGAUCAGAAAUAGCUAAAGCUAAAGCCGAAUCUCGUAUUGAGUGUUUGAAAAACGGAGAUGGGAAUGUAAAUGUGGAAGAAUGGCUAGCAGAUAUGGGUGAUAUAAAUACUGAACUUCAACGAUCAAAUAGUACAUCUUCUUUACCAGCUGAUGGAAUUACAACUAGUGCUAUGACAUCAGAUUAUGAUAGUGAAGAUUAUGGCGAUGGACCUUCUGAUAGUCCAGUACCUUCGGAUCAACCACAGUCAUUAUCUCAAGAUGAAGAAGAACGACCGGAUUCGGCUGAAAUGGAUAAAGAUUGGGCUCUUGUGGAAAAAGAACGACAACGAAUUGAACAGUUGACAGCAGGUUGGGAUGAUCCAACACAAGUUAAUUGGGAAGAUACGCGUGAUAAUGAAGAUAAAACGAUGUUUCCUCAAUCUACCCCUGAAGAACCCGAGGGUCCUGUCUACAAAUGUACUGCAUUGUAUACUUAUACUGCUCAACAUCCUGAUGAGUUAAGUAUUGUGGAAAACGAGCAGCUUGAAGUUUUUAGUGUAGACAGUGACAAUUACGGUUGGUCGAAAGCUAGAAAUUAUAAAGGCGAAGUAGGAUACGUACCAUCAAACUAUUUGGAUAUUGAACAAGAAACGUGUGAACCAGAAACACACGAUACUCCAACAACUUACCAACUUCGUUCCCAGAUUAGUUUUUCUUCGGUGGAUUAUAUGGUUAACGACGAGGCGUCCACUCAAUUACAACAAUGUCAAUCUGAUGAAGAUAUCGAAACUGAGGAACAAUCAUCGGAAAAAAGCAUAACUACAGUAUGGGAAAAGAAAGAUGGAGGUAUAAUUGAAAUCCCGUCAUAUUGUAUAGCCUUGUUCGAUUAUGACGGGAAUGAUCACGAAGAACUAGGUAUGAAAGAAGGUCAAAUCAUCAAAGUAUUAGAUAAAACUACACAUGUAGAUGAUGGAUGGUGGGUAGGUGAGUUGGGUAAUAAGAUAGGACACUUUCCAUCUUGCUUAGUUAAAGAAUGUUACGAAAAUGGUGAUCUGGUACCUACACCAACGUCUGAAAAUGGAGAUAGUGAUUUUUCCAAUGAAGAUCAUCCAGAGUUUGUUACAAGCGGACCACCACCACCGCCACCGAUGAUAACACCACCCGAAUUACCCACACAUUUAUUUCCAACACAAGUGAUUGUCACGCAACCUACUCCUAUUGGAGAGUAUGGUCCUCCUGGAAGUUUUGCUCCAGAAGUUCCAAAGAAAUCGAACGAAUUUUCAAUGGAAUUAACUCAAAAUCAACAAGAACAUUACGAUACGCAGUUUUCGGAAGAAGAUGAGUCUUUCAAUAGCAAUUCAAGAACCGUUCCUGGUGUGCCGCAAUUAUUUAUUGAAAAUGAGAAUGAUUGUUCUGGGCCUCCGGAUGCUCCUCCACCACCAGCACCUUCGACGGAUGGACUUGGAGUUGCUCAAAUCGUUAUCACUGCAGCUACACCAAUGAAGGAAGAAUCAGAAAAACCAUUUGGUCAAGAAUCCUCCAAAGAUGAAGCUGAAGUGGAACAACCAGUUUCAGAGGAUCUAUCUGAAUCGAAACAGGAAUCUAAAUUAGAAGAAGAGCAUCGUAUGAGUGUAGACAGUGAUUAUUAUCCGGCUACAAUACCAGAAGAGUCUGAAUACGAUCUGAAAAUGCUGGAAUCCGACGAGCCCACCGAUGCUGCAGGUUUGCCUUCAGAACUUGAACCUGGACAACUGGCCAAACUCCAUAAUCUUAAAGAGUCGAAUGCUUAAUGAUUUUUUUUCAUUUUAUUUUUAUAAGAUCAAAUGUAUAUUAAGGUCUUCUCUCAUGAGAUUAUUUUAGUAGUGAAAUGAUAACCAUAAAUACUGUUUUUUAAUACACAUAUCUUUAAGAAAUAUUUAUAGAAUCUGAAGCACGUCUGAAAACCAAUUCACUAAUUACUUCGUUUAAUUACUUAGUAAUAUUUUAAAUAGAAAAUGAAAUACUCAGAAUAAUUUAUUACUACAUGAAAUCAAGGGACAAUUAAAAUAUGGUUUCUUGUUACUCAUCAGUUAUUAUGAUGUAAAUGUAGGUACCUUUAUACUUGGAAGACAAAGACCUCUAAUAUAUAUUUUUAUUUAUUUAUUCCGUAAUUAAAAAUAUCGAUAUUUAUAAGUUAUUUCAAUAAUAUAUUGUCUACUAAUAUUUUUCUUUCCAAAAUGGUAAAAUAGACAAAUUUUAUACAGUCUAUACUCUAUACACUAUAUAUAAUAAAUAAUAACGUAGG